This is a messenger RNA of Apus apus (common swift), 2813 nucleotides long. It is a transcript of the gene DCAF13, whose product is annotated as DDB1 and CUL4 associated factor 13. Lineage: Eukaryota; Metazoa; Chordata; Aves; Apodiformes; Apodidae. Gene Ontology annotation, cellular component: nucleolus; small-subunit processome. Gene Ontology annotation, biological process: maturation of SSU-rRNA from tricistronic rRNA transcript (SSU-rRNA, 5.8S rRNA, LSU-rRNA). Gene Ontology annotation, molecular function: protein binding. The transcript has 11 exons. The coding region runs from base 46 to 1383 and encodes 445 amino acids. The record is from RefSeq and is a predicted model, not a curated record.
GCGAGGGAGCGUGUGGUGCGGGGCGGUGCGGGGCGGGCUCCCGGGAUGCGGGUCAAGGUGCUGAGCCGCAACCCGGACGACUAUGUCCGCGAGACCAAGCUGGACCUGCAGCGCGUUCCAAGAAACUAUGACCCUUUAUUGCAUCCAUUUGAGGUUCCACGGGAGUACACAAGAGCUCUGAAUGCAACAAAGCUUGAACGUGUGUUUGCAAAACCCUUUAUUGGCUCACUUGAUGGCCACAGAGAUGGAGUUAAUUGCAUUGCCAAACAUCCAAAGAGUUUGUCUACAGUACUGUCUGGAGCUUGUGAUGGAGAGGUCAGAAUUUGGAACUUGACCAAACGACAGUGCAUUCGUACUAUACAAGCCCAUGAAGGCUUUGUUCGAGGCAUGUGUGCUCGUUUCUGUGGUACAUCAUUCUUUACUGUUGGUGAUGACAAAACUGUGAAGCAGUGGAAAAUGGAAAGCCCAGAAUAUGGAGAAGAAGAAGAACCUAUUCAUACAAUUCUUGGAAAGACAGUGUAUACAGGAAUUGAUCAUCACUGGAAGGAAGCUGUUUUUGCCACCUGUGGCCAGCAAGUGGACAUUUGGGAUGAGCAAAGGACAAGUCCCAUGUGUUCUCUGACAUGGGGUUUUGAUAGCAUAAGCAGUGUAAAAUUUAAUCCCAUUGAGACCUACCUUUUGGGAAGCUGUGCUUCUGACAGAAAUAUUGUACUAUAUGAUAUGAGAAAAUCAACUCCAUUAAAGAAGGUUAUCUUGAACAUGAGGACAAAUGCACUGUGUUGGAACCCCAUGGAAGCUUUCGUUUUUACUGCAGCAAAUGAAGAUUACAACCUAUAUACUUUUGAUAUGCGCUACCUGGAAUCACCUAUGGUGGUGCAUAUGGAUCACGUGUCUGCUGUUCUCGACGUGGAUUAUUCACCCACUGGGAAAGAGUUCGUCUCAGCCAGCUUUGAUAAGUCUGUCCGCAUUUUUCCUGUAGACAAAGGUCACAGCAGGGAGGUGUAUCAUACCAAGCGAAUGCAGCACGUCAUCACUGUAAAAUGGACUUCAGAUAGCAAAUAUAUUCUGUGUGGCUCAGAUGAGAUGAAUAUUCGUCUGUGGAAAGCUAAUGCUUCUGAAAAGCUGGGAGUGCUUGCACCACGAGAGAAGGCAGCUAUGAAUUACAACCAGAAGCUGAAGGAGAAGUUCCAGUAUCACCCAAAGAUCAGACGCAUAGCUCAGCACCGUCACUUGCCUAAAAGCAUAUAUUGCCAAAUCAAGGAGCAACGGAUCAUGAGAGAAGCUCGUCGGCGAAAGGAACUGAAUCGUCGUAAGCACAGCAAACCAGGAUCUAUGCCGUUUGUUUCAGAGAGGAAGAAACAUAUUGUGGCAGUAGUAAAAUAAUUGUUUUCACAUGCACAAAAUGUCACAAUGAAAGCCAGUGUGACCAUUGAAUGAAUCCACUGUAUGAAAUUUAAUGGACAGCGUACAGCUCCAGAAACAUGGCUUUUCUUCCAAGUAUUCACAUGCUCUGAUUUCUCAAGUCAUCGUCCACUUUGAGUGAGAAUUUGUCCUGUUAUCUUUUGUUGAUAUUUGUGUAUCUGAUGUUACUGGCCCAACACUGUGGAGUUGGACCCUUUUUGAUAUAGGCAGGUGACUUGGUACUUGGUGGAGUUCCAAUCCUGUUCUGUGGUACCAUUACUGCAAAAGAAGGAUGAGCUUUGCCACAGGCAAAAGAAAUGUGUUCCAGAGAAAGUUAUAAAAUCAGUUGUCCUUACAUUUUUUUUUUUUUUUUUAAAAACAAAUCUAAUAAACAAGUGACCUUAAUGCAGUGGACUAGAUCUUGAUUAUUCCAACCGAGAAAUACAAUGCAUUCAUUAUACAUAUUGCAAUAUGAUAUUUUUCUUUUAUCCAAAAAGAAUUCAAUGGAAUUCUCAGACAUCUGUAAACAUAUUUGUAGUUUUGUGCUGUCUUCUUAACUGUUGUUACUUGACACUGUUGAAGUUGCUAAUAAUAAUGACAUAGUUGAAUAAAUACCUUCUGUCUUUAGCAUAUUUAAAACUUCUAAAAUCUGGAUGAAAGAUGACAUAAAUUGUAUAGAGCCCAGAAACUUCUUCAGAUGAGACAGUAAAUCUUCUAUUUUAAGUCUAUAUAAAAAAUUAAAGGCUUCUUUUACUGUUUUUCUGCUUCUCUUCCAUUGGGAUAGAUGUAGCUUUUUACUGAAGAUACUGAGGUGAUCAGAAAACUAUGCUGGAAUUGAACUAGGCCUUCUAGGCUGAAGGCUCCUCAUGCAGAAAUAUGAGAUAUGUAAUAACCAUAACUGUUGCUUAACAUAUUCUGUACUAAAGGAUCUUUAAGUGUUUGCACUACUAUGCAGUCUAUAACUACACUCCUCUUUCCCCAGUUUUAUGCGCAAUUUUUUUUAAUGAACUUAGAAUAAACUAUAUAGUUGAUAUAUUAUUUUGUUUAAUCUGGAAAUUGAGCACUUGCCUUCACGUGGCAUCGUUUUUUUAAUGUAUCUACUGACACUAACAUCCUUAUGUAUUCCUAGUUUGUACUCUUUCACUUGUCUCUUCCAGCAGCAUUUGGACAAGAUUCCUGGAUCAUCAUCACAAAAUUAUGGCAGUUUGGUGAUAAGAGCCCAUAAUACAUCUUUUACUAUCUGGAUCACUUACCUUAUGGGGUGAUGAUUCUGUGAUUCUCUGAUUUUAUAAAGUCACUUCUAAAAGUGACCUUGAGAGUGGAGAAGAGAGAGGGAAUUGCUGAUUUCAAAGGGGAAAAAAGCAUGUUUCAUAAUGUUGGUGGAAUUUCCAAAUAAAGUUGUUGGCUUGUUA